Molecule: messenger RNA, 1107 nt
Organism: Vigna unguiculata (cowpea)
Lineage: Eukaryota; Viridiplantae; Streptophyta; Magnoliopsida; Fabales; Fabaceae
Source: RefSeq, a predicted model, not a curated record
AUGGCUCCUAAAACCAAACGUCUUAAAAAAACUGCAUCUACUCAAGAACCACAUGUUCCUCCUCUUGUGUGUCCUAUACCUCCACAACCUAUACCUCCUACUCAACAACCACAUAUUCCUUCUAUGUCGACCCAUCCACAUGUUCCUCCUCUUAUGGCUCCUACUCCACAUCCAUAUAUUCCUCCUCCUAUGGCUCCUACCUCACAUCCACAUGUUCCACCUCUAGUGGAUACUACUCGACAACCACAUGCAGGAUGUGAGUCGAGUAGAGUAUGGACUGCAUCAGAAAGGUCUAUUGAACGUUAUUGUUCCCUUUGCAUGUCAAAUAAGUAUAGAAAUGAAAAGAUGAAUUUGUGGAACCGUGUUUAUGAUAGUUCAUUAUCAAGAGAACAAUUAAUUGUUAAUGUCCCUAAUGGUAUUCAAAAAGAUCAGUGGUCUUCAUUUGUUGAUUAUCAUAUGAGUGAAGAGUAUAAGAAAUUAAGCAAGAGAAAUAUUGAAGUUAGAAAAGUGCAAAAAAUUCCUCAUACUGGUGGUGCAAAGCUUUUGUCUACAAAACAACAUGAGAUGGAAGUAAACCUUGGACAUGUUGUGGGUAGAAGAAAGUUGUAUAUUGAGACUCAUAAGAAAAAAAAUGGAUCUUAUGUCAAUGAAGAGGCAAAGUCUAUUGCAAAAAUGACACAAGAAAUGAGUCAAAGUGUUAAUUCUAAUGAAAUCUCAGUUGAUGAUUGUGUUAGUAAAGUGUUGGGAAAGGAUCAUUCUGGACGUGUACGUUGCUUAGGACUAGGAGGUCUUCAUAGUGUUGCAUUUCAAUCCACGACUAGAUUUAGUAAUGCAGGGCACAAUUUCUCAAAUUUUGGUUCAACUGAAAGUUCUCAAUUGAAAGAGGAAGUUAUUAGUCUGAGGGAAAAGUUAGCAACUUCUGAAGAAAAUUUAAAGACAUUAAAAAGUGUCAUGCUUGCAUACAUCCAAAUGAAGGAAGGGCAUACUCCUCAUGAGUUGGGAGUCAUGUUUGAUAAUGAGACUAAUGUAAUUGAUGAAGAGAGUGACCAAGAAGUGCCAACAUCGCGCAGAGGAUCAUCACUUGAUAGUAACUUUCAUGGAGUUUGA